ACACAAAGGUGCUGUUGAUUUCAUCCAUGCUGUUUCACACUCGGCUGCAAACAUGGUCCGGCGGUGCGUAUUCCCACUCUGUCCGAAUAAAUAGAGAAGUUCUUCAAAGUUUAGCUUCCACAGGCUUCCUCUGGAAUAUCCGGGAUUACUAAAAGUGUGGCUCGUUGCACUGAAAAUGGAUCCGAAUACUGAAAUAGAGGAUUUGAAGCGGGCCAGUCACCGAGUCUGCAGUGCUCACUUCGCUCCUGAGGACUUCAUUCACACGAAGCCAAUGAACAAGGGCCAGGAACCAAAGCGUCAGAACCUGAAGAGAAGUGCCAUCCCGAUUGAGGAUGAGCUCAGUGAAAACUCAGAUUUUGAUGAGACUUUAUUUAAUGACUCAGAACUACAUGAAAACAGCAUUCCCUGCUCUGGAGCAUCAGAGGAUCUCUCACCAGAUGCUUCGUCCUCCGCUCUUGCUCAGACACAACAGAAAGAGCUGACAACAGGCGUGAACCAGAAAAUUGCUGUACUUCUGCAAAUGAAGGGAAAGUUUGUGGUGAAUGAGAAGUGCCUCUUCCAGCUGCUUGGACGCAAUUGCCCCUCCUGUCAGAGCAAGUUACAGAUGGAGAAGGUCACCUAUGACGCGUUCCUCAUCUUGAACCAACGGUGUCUGAAGUGCGACUACACCAACCAGUGGAAAAACAUGGCCGGUGCCCAUAUCCCAGCAGCAGAGGAUGGAGACGCUGUAGAGGAGACAUCAGAGAGUCCACAGGCCGCGGCGCCAUCGUUCAACAGUGCAGUUGUUUCUGAGAUUGUCGUUUUCAGCGAUGAAGAGAGUGACGCCUCGGAAAAUGUGGAGGAAGCGGAAGAAGAAGAUGAAUCGAGUAAAGACGAGGAGUGGAAUCUAACGGGGGAGGUCUUGCUGGCCGAGGAGCUCGAGCUGGAGUCCGAGAACGAGGAAGCUGAGGAAUCCACUGACGAGAACAAGUUGGGGGGCGGUGUCGUCCGUGAGCUCUGUGCAGAGUGUGGAAAGUUCUUCAACAAAAGAAAGCAUCAUGUCUGUGCGCACAAAGAGAGGCCCUUUGCCUGCAAUGUCUGUGGCAAGAGAUGCGUGACGGAGCUGUCCUUGAAAAUCCACUCCCGGAUCCACCAAGAAACCUACCAGCAUCUCUGCAAGUACUGCUACCUCCCUUUCAAAACCAGAGUGGACAAACAGAAGCACGAGGACGCCCACAAAAUGAAAAACGAUCCCUACAGCUGCAGCGACUGCGCGCAGACAUUCACCUCAUAUAAACAACGACGCAGUCAUCUGCUGACUCACCGAGGCCUCAGGGAGCACAAAUGUGGAGUUUGUGGGAUGGUUUUCACAAGUUGGGGGGAUCUAGAGAGACACUCCUUCGUGCACACGGGGCUGAAACCACACAAGUGUUCAGUUUGCGAUCGUAGCUUCAAGCAGUCAUCCCACCUGAAAUCCCACAUGCGCCUGCACACAGGGGAGCGGCCGUACGCCUGCUCGCACUGUGACAGGGCCUUCAAUCACAACGUCAGCUUGAAGAGUCACGUCCAGCAGUGCCACGCGUCCAACGGCGGUGCUCAAGACGAGACGGGCCCAGACGUCGAGUUUGACGGUGUUGAAGAGGAGCCGAAAAAGAAAGCAAAAAACGGCCUGAAAUGGAGGCGUUCAGGUCGGCCCGUAGGAAGGCCGAAGAAAACCGCAGAAGAAAAGAACCUUUCAAACACGGCAAGGUCAAAGAGAAGGAGGCCGAAGAAAUCCACCUCCAGUGACGAGGAAAGUGAGGAUGAUGGUGAUUUAUCCUUUGAAUCAGCAGAAGAGGAUGAAGAGGAAGAGGUGAAGAAACAGAGGCCUUCCGAAAAGAGCUAAAUAUGACAGUGACUCUGAUUUCAACCCAUAACUCACAAGGAGAAAGAGGACCGAAGCAAAAGAAGUGCAGCAGCCAGAGCAGUGGUGAGGGCUCCGGAAAACCUCGAGGAAGAUGGAGGAAGACCGAGGAAGAGAGCCAUGACCUCAGGGAUUUGAACACAGAAGGACGAACUUACAGGAAUCAGUCAAACCACACACUGCUUUUCAGAAACGUUUUACCUCGUUCUUUGUUCUCAGGAGGGACAAUAAGACACUCAGUUCUUUUUUAUUUUUUAUAUAUAUAUUCUUUUUGUUGUCAAAUGCACGUUGACUACAAUAAUUCUCUUUCAAAGCAAUCAUAGUUUUAUAUGUUUUGUAAUAUACAAAAAUAUAAAAGACACUCAGUUCUGAGUGGAAAAACAGUAUUGUAAGCUCAGAACAGUGAAUUGCCUUUUGAAAAGCAGGGAUGAAUAUUUGGAGAAUGUGUGGGGAGUGGUCUGAACCUCUACUGCAGAACCUGGGGUGGCAAAACCUCUUUUUGUCGAAAUAAAGAUUUUUGU
Salarias fasciatus (jewelled blenny) is the source of this 2403-nucleotide messenger RNA. RefSeq names its product zinc finger and BTB domain-containing protein 24-like. Gene Ontology annotation, molecular function: DNA-binding transcription repressor activity, RNA polymerase II-specific; RNA polymerase II cis-regulatory region sequence-specific DNA binding. Gene Ontology annotation, biological process: regulation of transcription by RNA polymerase II. Gene Ontology annotation, cellular component: nucleoplasm. NCBI's taxonomy places the organism in Eukaryota, Metazoa, Chordata, Actinopteri, Blenniiformes, Blenniidae. The record is from RefSeq and is a predicted model, not a curated record. The transcript is spliced from 5 exons. Bases 176 to 1864 code for a protein of 562 amino acids.